Paramuricea clavata is the source of this 2919-nucleotide messenger RNA. The record is from the annotation of a GenBank genome assembly. Lineage: Eukaryota; Metazoa; Cnidaria; Anthozoa; Malacalcyonacea; Plexauridae.
AUGUUUGCACUCAGCGAUGUUGCAAGAUUUGAAGGUGAAAAAGAAAAAUGCAAGAUAGUCAAAACAUUAUGGGAUGUCCUUACAGAUUAUCUUGUGAUGUUCUUGCUUAUGUUGUCUGUAUUAUUCGCAGGUAUGGAGAUUACUUUGGGUGGUUUUGAAUGUUUGGCUGCUGUUGAUUGUCCAGGUAUAUCGAGAUCAAACACGAGCAGCUCCUUGUUCUCACAUAAUACAAACCGUAAUGUUUGUGAAGCAUUUUACGCCUCUCAGACAACCAACAUAAUAAAAAGAACAGAUGUCUUGACGGACCUCAGUCUGCCAUAUGCUAAAUUUGUCAAUUCGAAAUGCAGUAAAAGUGCUAUUCCAGAUUUUCUUUCCUAUUUGUCGAUUGUGUUGUUUUUUCAAGCAUUUUUUCUUAUCGUACUUGAUAACAUGUGGCUUAAACUCCCUACGACUGCGUCAGUUAUUGAACAUUUUGCAACCCUUGUGAUUGCAUGUUAUAAUUCACCAUACCAAAUUUUCGAAUCAACACAAGCUGUGUCGAAAAUUCCUGUAUCAAGAAGACAAUGGGCGGAUGAUCCGGAGCAAAACGGCCAAGAUAUCAACAGAAAACCUAUUUCGGACAGAAACAACGAUAUUUUGGAUGAUCCUGCAACUCUCGCUGCGGUUCAAACUUUGUACGAGAAGGUACAGUUACUCAAGAAAACUACUACUAAAACCUCUAAAAUUUGGCGGCUCUAUUUGGUUCAAGCUAUACUUCAAGCUUUAUCUACCUUCACAUUCAUCUUAAUUGAUAGUUUCCACAUCAAGCACUUAAAAGAGACAAUGACCUGUUCAAUUACUCAAUACAUCCCUGUUCCUCAUGACUAUUUUGUUUGUUCACAUAGCCUUGCACUUGCAUUUACUUACGGAUUGUAUUUGUAUAUUAUAAUACUGGGGGUUAGCUUUGUUAUUUUUGCAGUUAUCAUUAUUUGGACAGUUUUCAAAGUAGUUAACAACGAAUGUACAUAUACGUUAGAGAAUGAGCAGGUCAAAACUGUAGCAGAUAUUCCUGCUGUGAAGAAAGAUUUGGGUUUUCUUCUACACUUACUACAUUCCUAUAAUUACUUCUAUGUACACCGAUUGGUACCCUUUUUGUCGGAAAGCAACAAAAAGAAAAUUACAGCAUACAGUUUGAUGCAAAAGCACCCUGUUUCGAAACUACAAAUACAACUGAAUGAGAAUGGGAAUAAACUAACCUUUAUUAACUGUCAAGGAAUACCACAGACCAUAUUUGAACUGGCCACAGAAAUUGUAGUACUUGAAUUGAUAGAAUGUAGUGAACCGCUGGAAAAGGAUGACUUCAACAAUUUUUCCAAGCUUACCAGCCUGAGGGAGUUAUCAGUUGUUAAAUGUGGUCUCGACUCCAUUCCUGAGGGUAUUUUGAAAAUUGAAUGGUUGGAAGUACUUAAUCUUAAAGGAAAUUCUAUAACAUCAAUUGAAAAAAGCAUCUCUGAAUUAAAAAAUCUGAAUAAGUUAGAUUUAUCAGACAAUGGUCUAAAGACCAUUGUCGGUCGUGAAUCACUAAAAGAACUUGACAGACUUUUUGAAGUCAACCUGUUAGGCAAUCCAAACUUAAACAGAACAGCACUACAAGUUGUACUAGCAUGUAAAAAUUUGGGCAAUUUGCGUUACCCAAAAAUCUCUUCGGACGAACGUAACCAGUUAAAUCAAGAGGAAAAAAAGAGAUUUGAUACUGCUGUGAAAUUUGCUAUGGAAGAAACUUCCGUCAUUCCAUUCACACCGGAGAAUGCUCCUCAUAUUAAUUUAAGAGACAAUGAGGAAAUUUACGAAAUGGAUUCCAAUCCUAUUAAAGGAAUAGCCAUAAUUUUUAACAUGUAUUCAUAUGCAGAAUAUCGUACUCGAGUUGGUAGUGAUAAAGAUGUAGCUAAGUUGAAGUCACUAUUUGAGAAAAUUGGCUUUGAAACCAAAUGUUGUAUAGACUAUAAAGCUGAAAAAGCCACGAAGGUCCUUGAAAAAUGUGCAAAAGACACAAAGUAUAGGAGAUGUGGCUGCAUUGCUGUGAUUGUAAUGUGUCAUGGUAGUGAAAAAGGCCUUAUUUUUCAUGAUGGCGAAACAGUUCCUGUCAUGGAUCUUGUUAAAUGUGUUCAGAAGUCUCAACUUUAUAAUGGAAAGCCAAAAUUAUUUUUCAUUCAAGCUUUCAAUAGAAAUUCCUAUUAUCGUAGUACUUCUACUAGUGCACACCCUCUGACUCCGUCACCUUCAAAUCCAAGCAUAUUCAAUUCCAUAUCUUCUGAUAUUAAUACUGAUAUUAAUACAUCAAGUGAUGAAACAUUGGCACCAAAACAGAUGGUUGGAGCUGGAAUACCAAACCAAGAUCAUAUUGUGUUAUCGUAUUCAGCAGGUCAUAAAUCAUACCGUAACAUUGAAUAUGGUUCGUGGUUUGUGCAAGCCUUAGUCGAGACAUUUUCCAGACAUGCUUGGGAAGAAGAUAUACUAAGUCUGCUUACACUUGUUAACUACAAAGUUGUUCGUGCCUAUACAUCUCGUGGAUGGAGGCAGGUACCAGCUCCUCAAAGUACUUUAAGGAAAAAACUGUAUUUACUUCCAGGUUAUCCAAAGGCACCACCAAAGACACCUACACCACCACCACAGACACCUACACCAUCACCACCAAAGACACCUACACCAUCACCACCAAAGACACCUACACCAUCACCACCAAAGACAUCUACACUGCCACCAAAGACAUCUACACCAUCACCACCAAAGACAUCUACACUGCCACCAAAGACACCUAUAUCACCACCAAAGACACCUACACUACCACCAGGGACACCUACACCACCACCAAAGAAACCUACAGCACCACCACAGCAAUCUGAACCUACAGCACCACAGAAGCUGAGUACAUAUGUAUAA